AAGGGACUGUGCUUCCAGCAAAGCACAGCUCCGUUACCUCAGCUGCAUGGAAUUAACAAUACUCUCGUGAGGAAGGGGCACAAUCCUGCCCCGAAUCAGGGCAAACUGCCUACUUCCGAAAUACCAACAUUCUAAGCUCCUAAAGUGCUGCUGUUGGGGACUCUUGCUGCAUUUUCUCUUUCUGCUGGACACCAGGAGGGGACUUCAGCGCAGGCAGAGCUCUGUGCCAGGUCAGCCAAGCAUGGCCACCCAGAUGUUCGAGGGCAGAGGGCAUGCGGCCGUCUACCAGAAAUACAGGUUUGCACCGGGCAAAGAGCUGCAGCAGACCAUCCUCUCCUACCUGCGGGAAAAGAAAGCAAUCCCUGCGGAGCUGGCGGUGGAUGUUGGCUGUGGCUCUGGACAAGGCACCCACUUCCUUGGGGAGCACUUCAAGAAGGUGGUGGGCACGGACAUUAGCGAAGCGCAGAUCCAGGAGGCCAAGGACACCCCCUGCAUGCCUAACAUCUCCUACCUCGUGUGCCCUGCGGAGGAGCUGCCGUUUGAGGACGGCUCCGUGGACGUGCUGGCGUCGUUCACGGCCGCGCACUGGUUUGACACGGAGCGGUUCAUGCGGGAGGCGCAGCGCGUGGUGAGGCCGGGCGGCUGCGUGGCCAUCAGCACCUACACCGUGGACAUGAGCCUGCGCUGCGGGGACUGCUCCCAGCAGCUCACCAGAGCCUUCAGGGAGUGCUGGGACAAGAUUUUAAAAUACUCAAAUGAUAGAUUAAAAUACGUCUUGGAUGACUACAAAGAGAUCUUUGAGGCCUUGCCAUUCCCAGACAAGAAGAGAGUCACUGAUAUCUAUGACCCAAUUCCCAUGACUGUUGAGGGUGUGGUUGGUUACAUGGAGUCUACCUCUCCUUAUCAAACCUUUAAGAAAAAUGACCCUACAGCUGCAACAUCCCUCCUCCAAGAGACUGAAAAGAGGAUGCUGGAGACAAUGGGAGUUUCCUCUCGUGAGACCCCGGUGGAGUUCUGGGUGAGGCAUGUCUGUGUGCUGGGGUGCAAGGGAUGCUGAGAGAGCAAACCCUUCUCCUCAUCUGCUGCUACAAUGGGAGAGGAAGGUAGAUUGUCUCCUAAAACCCUGCUUGUAACUGCUCUGACUCUUUGGGAAGAUUACUGCUGAUUUUGCUGAUUGAAAUUUUGGUCUCCUAUGGAAAGCAGAUGGGGUUUUGUGCCCCUCAGGUUCCUGUCCACCUUGAUGCUGCUCCCUCAGCACUGGAAGUGUCCCAUUGUGGAUUGCUGGUUUAAUAACACAUGGGAAAAAGAAUCACAGGAACAGCUGAGAAACUCACUGCAUUUCUUACACAAUUAAUAAUUAAAACACAAGUUGAGAAAA
This is a messenger RNA of Lonchura striata (white-rumped munia), 1378 nucleotides long. RefSeq names its product putative methyltransferase DDB_G0268948. Gene Ontology annotation, molecular function: S-adenosylmethionine-dependent methyltransferase activity. Lineage: Eukaryota; Metazoa; Chordata; Aves; Passeriformes; Estrildidae. The record is from RefSeq and is a predicted model, not a curated record.